This is a messenger RNA of Fusarium sp. VM40, 2430 nucleotides long. Lineage: Eukaryota; Fungi; Ascomycota; Sordariomycetes; Hypocreales; Nectriaceae. The record is from the annotation of a GenBank genome assembly.
AUGGCGUCCUCCAAGACCACCGAUUAUCGACUCGCAGUCUUUUCGCGAUCUCAGGUGGAUUCGAGCGACGGUGUCAAGGAACUGGAGACUGCUAUUGCCAGGUUUCAAGCCAUCCUAGAUGAUGACGAUCGCAAGAAGUUACAACAGCUCAAAACUACUUCCCACGAUUCUCAAUCAAUUGUCCUAUUCACUGCCGAGCUGGAUAGACUUGAUCAGAACCGAAGAGGGAAGAGCGUUGCUACGCGACUCUCAUCAUUCCUUCAGAUAAUUGAACAAUACACUCCAAUCAUUGACACCUUUAUUCAGUCAAAUCCCGACAUUACGGCUCUAAUAUGGGGAUCCAUCAAACUAACAUUCACGGCAGAAAUAAAGACGUAUGUUGAGGAUAUCAGAUCGAAGGCCGAACAUGUGCAGCGCGACUUUGAACUGGUCAAAGCUCAGUAUGAUCGCGAAGAGCAACAGCUCCAGACUAGAGAGCGGCAAGCGGCGUCAGAUCACCGCAGAAAUAUGUUUGCCUGGACAUCGAAAGCAACCGCUGAAAUGAGGAGGCUUCAACUUCGCGGUAGGAAAGUCGAUACAGACCAACGACGCUGCCGCCUACUCCAAGAACUUUCCUCGUAUAAUUUUGCAGCUGCUCUGAACACUAUACGUAUCAAGAGGCAUCUUGGUACGGCGCAGUGGAUCUUUGAAACACAAGAGUUCAAGAAGUGGAUGCUGCUUGAUAAUUCAGCAUUCCUACAUGUCACUGGAAAGAUUGGAUCUGGAAAGUCAGUUCUAGCAUCCUCGGUAGUGGAUAAACUCUUCCAGAAUCGUCCCCCAGAUCAGUUUACGUCCUUGUUCUUCCUCCGGUUUGACGAUCCUUCAAGCUUGGACCCACAUACAAUCAUUCGUUCGUGUCUACAGCAGCUAUUAUCGGCAAUUCCCAUGGCCGAUUUGCGACCGGAGCUUGCGUCUAAGAUCAAUGACUGCCUGGAGCGCAACAAGGAGUUGAAUUUCUCCCUACCUUCUUUGAGGCAACUGUAUUGUCAUGCAUCUGAAGCUGUCGACACCUGGUUCAUCAUUCUUGAUGGGUUAGAUGAAUUUGCACCAAAUCAACAGUCGAUUCUCCUCGAUUUCCUCUCUGGAGUUAUUGAUACACUUCCAGGGUCUCGCUCUAUCAAGAUUUUGUUUUCCUCCCGCGAAACGUCUUCAAAUGUUAUACAACGGGUAUUUCCUGACUGCCCUCGACUGAUGACCGGCGGGCAAAGCACGAGUGAUGAUAUUAGUGCAUUUGUGGAGGAUAUACUCAAAGCGAAGGUUGAGGCUUAUGAGCUUGUUAUGGCAGACCCUCGGUUGCUUGACGAAAUUCGUAAGACCAUUGAUUCAAAGAAGCAAGGGAUGUUUCUAUGGGCAUUUCUCACGAUCGAGGAUCUGUGCUCGAGAAAAACCGACAAGGAAAUACGUCAGGCGCUCCAAGACAUCCCGACUGAUCUUCCAGCCACGUUUGAUAGAGCGCUGAGUCGAAUAGUAGAGAAAAACAACCAAGAUAUUGCAAAGAAAGCGUUCAUGUGGACGAGAGCGGCAAUACAGCCACUGACUCUUGCUCAAAUACGAGAGGCUUUGUCUAUUGAGAUAAACCAACGCACAUUGCACCCAGAUGAUCUGAUUAGCGGCAUAGACCGACUGCCAGCUUGGUGCGAAAGUCUUGUCUAUGUAGAGGAGACUGACAACACAGUGCAUUUCAGCCACCAUUCAAUAAGGGAAUAUCUCCUGACGCCUGGUUCCGGUGAAUUCUCUAACCUUCAUAUCGAAGCGGUGAGCUGUGAUCAGCUCGCCGGUGAGGCUUGCAUCACUUAUCUCAAUCUUGAUAAGUUUCAGACGGCACUGGUCCAAAAGCAAAGCAAGAACGGUCUGAAGCUUGACGUGGGCGAGAUAGCCGGCCAGACGGUACAAGUUGCAGUCAAGGGAAGCCUUGGUACACGGGUGGGUCGUCUUGUGCGAAAUGUGGUCAAGUCACAGCAACACAUUGAGGGUUCGAAAAACCAAGUUGCCGUCCCCAAUCUGUUCCCUCAAAGCAUUGCGGACUUUCAUUUUCUCAAAUACGCUUCACAAAACUGGUUCAUGCAUGCGGUGAGGCUAGAUUCAAAAGCUGAUGCGACUACAUGGAGGAACAGCGGCCAACUUAUCGAGAAUCCCCCUCCCCAGGCAAAGUAUCAGCCAUGGACUGAAGAUACGUGGAGAGUCAAGGUUCAGGAAAUUUCAGAUUCUGAUGCUGGCCCGACAUCGGCAUUCUACAACAGUCUUUUACUGUCUUUAUCUCAGGAUGAUUCAAGGGAUCCAACGACCACAGACCUUUAUUUUGCUUUCAUUUACGCAGACCAUCACCUCAACUGGGGCCUUUCCUACAUCGGGCAGUGUGCCUACAUGCUUCUAUACUUUGGCGGCUCAUAA